AUGGUCGAUUUCUUGGAUGAGGCGUAUAAGAAAAGCAUUAGCAAUGAGAUUAGAGAGAAGAGGCGGGAAAAGAAGCAGAGAGAUCAAGAGGCACUCGUAAUUUCUCAGAAUGUGACUAAAAUUUCUGAGCAAGACGAGCAAGAAUUAUCACAAUCUUAUGAGGCCAGUUCUGAGAACAUAAGAUCAGCAUCUUGCAUCUUAUCAAAGCAACCGCAAGUUAAUGCAUCCAAAUUAGCAUGUAAUCUUGAAAACCGUGAAGAUUCUUCACGAUUGGAGUCAUGUGAUGUGGAGGAACUUAAAUCCGAUCAGUAUGAUGAAGUUAUUGCCAAGUUGGAUAAAAAUAUAAUUGUGGAACAGGAGUUAAAGCAACAGUUAUCGUCACCUGCACAUACAACUACGUUGGAUCAAACUUUAGAAGGACAGGAUCCAUCUUCAGAUACCGCACAAAAUAUAGUUUGCAUGUUCAGGAAAGCUAAUAAGCUUGGUCAAGAAGCAAUUUUAUACUGGUACUACUUUAUAGAAAAAUAUGACGAAAGGAUUGAUAACCUUGUUGCCGGUGGAGUUAAGAAAAAAACUGCAACAUUUCACUGGUCAGAAUAG
Molecule: messenger RNA, 600 nt
Organism: Rhizophagus irregularis DAOM 181602=DAOM 197198
Lineage: Eukaryota; Fungi; Glomeromycota; Glomeromycetes; Glomerales; Glomeraceae
Source: RefSeq, a predicted model, not a curated record